CACAGGAAGUAGACUGUGAGCAUGUGAAGUCUUCAAGGGUGAUCUGGUGUCAGGGAACAUGCAGGCCGCGUUGGAAGUCACAGCCAAGUAUUGCCGGAAUGAAUUGGAUGAAUAUGGACAAUGUGUGGCCACCAAGCCGGGGACGUGGCAGAGCGAUUGUCACGAGCUGAAGGUCAAGGUGGCCCAACUCCUGUCCUCCAGCCCCAUCAUACAGAAGAUCCGUUCUCAAUGUGCAGCUCCCUUUAAAGCCUUCGAAGAGUGUCUGAAGCAGAACCAAACGGCGGUGGAGAACUGCUCCGGACAUGUCACCGAGUUCCUGCAAUGUGCCGAGAGGGUCAAGCUGGCAGAAUAG
This is a messenger RNA of Nanorana parkeri, 352 nucleotides long. It is a transcript of the gene CHCHD5, whose product is annotated as coiled-coil-helix-coiled-coil-helix domain containing 5. Lineage: Eukaryota; Metazoa; Chordata; Amphibia; Anura; Dicroglossidae. The record is from RefSeq and is a predicted model, not a curated record. The transcript has 3 exons. The coding region runs from base 59 to 352 and encodes 97 amino acids.